AUGUCCCAAAACGAUACCACCGAUAAUGAGGUGAUCACCAGAGGGGCGGUUGCGAGACAUGCCACCAAGAAUGACUUGUGGGUAAUCUUGCAUAACAAGGUUUACAAUAUUACACCCUACCUUGAGGAACAUCCUGGAGGGGUAGCUAUCUUAGUGGAAUCCGCGGGCCAAGACACCACCGAAGCAUUUGAAGACAUCGGCCACAGCACUGAUGCACGGGAGGUCUUGGAGAAAUAUCUCGUUGGCAGACUACCCGAUAAUGAGCGGUCUGAAACAACUACGACGGGGGCGGCUGACAUCACGCUCACUCCCCGAGAAACCUUUGCCCAUAAGGAAGAUGCCGCCAGCAAGAAGAAAGCCGCCAGCAAGAAGCAACUUCAAGCUCUAGCUUCAGCUAUUUCUAUUGGCCUUUUUUUUAUCACUGGGAUUAUCUUUCUCGGUACGAGAUCGAGUAAAGGUUUAUUCGCACUCGACAAGGCUGGUGGAUUUUGGGCUGGCUUUUGCAUUUCGUCUGUCGCUAGCGCAUUCAUGGCGGUAGCAGCGACGUUCUGGUUCAGCUCUUUGUUCAAAGGCAAAAAGAAACUUCCAUUUCCUGCGCAUAUCAAAGCUGGACCUGUCAUUGCUAGGAGACGGGCGAUCAACUCUGGAUUCUUGAAUCCACGAGAAUUCAAGAGCUUUCCCCUCGUGGAGAAACAUAAGAUCUCUCCGGAUACUUUCCGAUUUGUCUUCGGUCUUCCGGAAGCUGGUUCCAUUCUGGGGUUGCCAACAGGCCAACAUGUCUACAUACGGCAUGAAAAUGACAAGGGGGAAAUGGUAAGUCGGAGCUAUACUCCAGUGUCGAGUAAUCGCGAACGAGGACGGAUGGAGCUGGUCGUGAAGACCUAUCCCAACGGCUUCAUGUCGCAAUAUCUCGCAAAUCUUGCAAUUGGUGAUAAGGCAGAUUUCCGGGGCCCUGGUGGAAAGAUGAAAUAUACUCGGUAUCUGACUCGGGAAAUGGGCAUGAUUGCUGGUGGCUCAGGAAUCACACCUAUGUUCAGUAUCAUAAAAGCAGUUUGCACCAACGAGAAAGACAAUACAAAGCUUAGCGUGUUGUUUGCCAACCGAACCGAAAAGGAUAUCCUUCUUCGCGAGGAACUUGACGAUUAUGCUCGAACCUUCCCCCACAAAUUCAAGAUAUGGUACGUCUUGGAUUCGCCCCCAGAUGGAUGGCAAUACGGCAGUGGACACAUCAACAAGCAGUUAAUCCAAGAGCGACUCCCGGCCCAAAAUGGGGAAGAGUCCAAGAUCCUCUUGUGCGGUCCUCCGGGGAUGCAAAAGGCGAUAACCAAUACCCUAGUCGAGCUGGGGUUCCAUCGACCAACCGCUGUCGCACACGUUACGGAUGAGGUCUUUGUCUUUUGA
Messenger RNA from Penicillium canariense, 1401 nucleotides. RefSeq lists its product as uncharacterized. Gene Ontology annotation, molecular function: heme binding; oxidoreductase activity. The transcript is spliced from 6 exons. Bases 1 to 1401 code for a protein of 466 amino acids. Lineage: Eukaryota; Fungi; Ascomycota; Eurotiomycetes; Eurotiales; Aspergillaceae. The record is from RefSeq and is a predicted model, not a curated record. Gene Ontology annotation, cellular component: endoplasmic reticulum.